Messenger RNA from Puccinia triticina, 1752 nucleotides. RefSeq lists its product as uncharacterized. The coding region runs from base 1 to 1752 and encodes 583 amino acids. NCBI's taxonomy places the organism in Eukaryota, Fungi, Basidiomycota, Pucciniomycetes, Pucciniales, Pucciniaceae. Gene Ontology annotation, molecular function: copper ion binding; oxidoreductase activity. The transcript is spliced from 13 exons. The record is from RefSeq and is a predicted model, not a curated record.
AUGGGAUCACACCCAUUCAAUUUAUUUUACUGCGCUAAUCGCGCAUUCAUUACCUUACACAGAUUCGGGACUUUUUGGUACCAUUCUCAUCACCAAAAUUUGAUGGCAGAUGGGAUAAACGGCCCUAUGAUUAUCCAUUCGCCAAAAGAUCCGCUCAAAAGAUCCGUUGAUUUCGAUGAAGAUGUGGUCCUAAUGCUGAGCGAUUGGUAUCACAACACUUCGAGCGAUAUCGUCCGCGAGAUGCUUAGCGAAGCAGGCCACAUUGGAACUGCAGCUGCACCCGGCGCAAACUCCGCACUGAUCAAUGGAGUCGGUGAAUGGAAUUGCUCCCUAGCAACUACUACUCAACAAUGCAAACAGGUUACAUCCCCGCCCGAAUUCACCAUCACUGCUGGCCAAAGGAUCAGAUUCCGCCUGAUAAACGCCGGCGUUCAUGCCAUGUUUUUUUAUUCAGUCGAUGAACACAUGCUGAACAUAACCGAAGCUGAUAGCACACCAGUUUAUGGACCUUCCGACUUUCGACAUGUUUGGCUUCAUAAUGGACAAAGAUAUUCAGUAAUAAUUCAAACAAAGGAAAAAGAUGCAGGCAGAAACUUUCACAUGAGGGCUACGAUGGACUCAGAUUGCUGGUCCUGGGUUCCGAACGACAUCCAAGACACCGCCUUUGGAGUUCUAAGAGUAGUAAAUGACAAUGCUAAACCUGUCAAGAUUUCCAAAGCUCUCCCGAAUACGCGUGGUUGGCCACAAGAUUUCCCGCAAGAAUGCCUUGACAUCGACCCCAAAAUCAUGGUCCCUAUUGUGAAACGCAGUGUCCCCGCCUCAGUCGUUGGUUCAGGACGCUUUGAGGCUGGUUUUGGAUUCCAAUUCAUCAAUAAUACUCAGGAACACCUCUCACGAAGUGACGCAGUCAAAAUAGCCGAGGAACUGAAUCUUGACUGGACCCGUGACCAAAAUCUACGAGAGAAGAAAAAAUUCGUUACCCCAAGCCAGCCAGUCGCGCGCUCUGCGGACAGCAAGAGUGCUGCUGAAGAUCGAAACGGCAGCCACGUAAUUCCUCGCAGAUCCGGCUCCGGCAGGGGAGAAACGCAUCAGGAGAAAUCGUCUCCACUUCGUGCUCUGUCCAAUAAAAGGCAAGUGGAAAUUACCCAUGAGAUUCCGCCGCCCUUUGGAUAUAGACCCAGUCUUCUAGGAGUCACAAGGCUGGCAGGGCCUCCCCCGACCCCGGUAGGAACGAUAGGCAAAUAUUUUAUGAAUAAUAUCUCUUGGGCGACAUAUCCAUACCAACCUGUUCUCCAUGAUCUGACACCCGGAGGCGUCGGCACAAUUAAUAGUUCACGAGUUGCGAAUGUUAUUUUUCCAACUCCGGAAUGGUAUGAUCUAUAUCUGGUCAACGUAGAUGCUACGGGAAGUCACCCUUACCACUUGCACGCGAUGGAUAUGCACAUAGUUGCUUUUGGAAGAGGAUUUCCCACAGCAGAAAGACUUUCACAACUUGAGUACAAUACUGACAAUCCUCUGCGGAGGGAUACUGUUGUUGUACCUCCGGCUUCAUUCGUGGUCAUUCGAAUCCUUGCUGAUAUCCCGGGUGCUUGGAUCAUGCACUGUCACAUCGGCUGGCACAUAGCUGGCGGAUUUGCCGGGAUCGUAGUGGUCCAGCCAGAUGCGGUCAGGCGGUUCGAAAUCCCGGAGGAGAGCAUAGCUCUUUGUGAUUCUCGAACAGAACCAAUGGACGCAAUCGAGCCGGGAGCCUGA